Messenger RNA from Exaiptasia diaphana, 5633 nucleotides. RefSeq lists its product as uncharacterized. The transcript is spliced from 3 exons. The record is from RefSeq and is a predicted model, not a curated record. Bases 1881 to 5513 code for a protein of 1210 amino acids. Lineage: Eukaryota; Metazoa; Cnidaria; Anthozoa; Actiniaria; Aiptasiidae.
AGAAGCAUUCUAAUAAGGAAACAUUGACUUUUUGUUGUGGCUAUUUGCUCCCUUGUUUUGGGAGGUGUGACGAUAGUUUUGUGAUGUUUCGGCAACACGAAUGGACAGGCUAAUAAUGGACAGCCUCACAGGCUAACUGGAAUAACGUUUGGUACACUCUAAUCUAUGCAUAGAAUAUCAAGUGGAUGGAUUGCCGUUGGGCGCUUUAUAUUUCUUUGCAAGAUUUCACGAUGUAUGUCGAAACUAUGAAAUUUGAGAGUCAAUUAUUUACAGAUUUCACGAAAUUUGAGAAGAAAAACUCGUUUGAUUUUUGACCCAUAUAUUAGCUUGUAUCCGUGACACAAAUCGGGCCCAUCCAGAGGUCCCACAGGCUUAGUUCGAGUCUCUCAGAAAUCGAUCGUUAUUUUCUUUUUUUUCCUUUUUUCCCCCUUUUUGUUAUCUUUUUUAUGGCGAAUGCACCUUUUCAGAAUCUGUCCCUUGAAUCUGUCCCUUAUUCUGCAUUUGUUUUGCGUGAGUGAAGCACAAGGGACUUCCGGUCACAUUCCUUCUUUUGUGAAUCUUUUCCGCUGAUAAAUAGAAAAAAAAUGCUUUUUCUCAUUAUAUUUACCUAGCAGGUUUCGUUAAGGUUUUUCUGAAAGACACCUGUACUCCAAUGCUCUGGUCUUGGCGCCUGUUUUCCAGGUAGUUAACGCAUGGGUCGGCGAUCCCUAUUAUCGUGACUAAAUAACGAAUACACUGAUAGCUGGUGGUAACGUGCCAGUACAACUGUUUCCUUUCACUAUAUCAAGCCUCCAAUUGCUCCAAUAACUAACGACUCUAUUAACAAAGAUUGACAUUCUUAUUCACGUGUAAGGACACGCUCAAAUGGCAAGGAUCGUUCUGAUUUGCAACUCGUUUAUUGGUUCUCAUCAAGUACAGUAAUUACAAACUAUGAAUACUUUGUUCGGCACAAGCUGAGGUUGAGGAAGUUCGACCAGAAAGACUUUCCGCAGCCGGAGUGUUUGUGUAGUAGUAAUUCCAAACUAUAGCACUUUGUCUGUACUUUCUAAUACGAUCUAGACUACAGCCUCAGUCUUGGCCCGCAACUGCUAUGAAGUCAGUCCUUUUAUAAUUCUAAACCUAAUCCGAUAUCCUGUUGCCAUCAAAUUCUAGUCAAAACUAAGACGAUGGUGGUCCUUAACAUAGGAGGUUGUACCACACAUGAAACUACAUGUAACUAUACAUUAACCAAAACAGUCUAGGACUCUUAUAUAAACAUAUCGAAAGUACAAGGCUAUAAGAAAUUCAUCUAAAUUUUACGAAUAACAAAUCUUUCAAAUUCUGUUAUCUAACACACGUAUCAAAGCACAUGACUGCUGUCAGAUAGUAUUUGCUCAUUUGUAGUCGUACAAUCAUUGAUUGGCUUAGACACCAUUGUMGUUUGUUUGAGAACCGAAAAUUUUCGUUGCUAAGAAACGAGGCCACUUGUUGUUACAAAUUUGCGCACAAUUGCGUUAUGACUGAUCGUUAUUGAAACAGACUGUAGUAUGACUUUAUAACUACGAAACGUGAUGUAUUCUUCCGGUAUUAGAGGUAAACAUUUUAUGUUGUCGAAUGUCUUUUCUCCUAAAAAGCGCCAUAAAACAUUCCAAAAAAUUACUUGCGACAUUGUACAAUACAGCCAUAAUGAACAAUAGAAAAAGUUCCUCAUCACAGGCAAUUGAAACCUAAAAAAAUUCCCUGACUUUUUCUACAAGAGGAAUACACCACAUUGAGCAUUGCGUCAUAACACCGCCGCUGGAAUUUUCAAAUGAUAUUAUUUACAAACGUGUUGCGAAGAUUGGCUCAAUUCCACCGUGACCAUGAUGAUUCGACGUGGUGGAAACUAACGUUAAACUAGUAUGAGGUGCGUCGGUGUUUGUAAAGAAACAGUUGUGCAAUGGACGAAACGUUUGCUCAUGAAAAAAGAAAACAUCCCAGGGCCAACGCCCUCUGGCAGUGCAGGUUAUUCUGGUUCAAGGCUGAGUCAAGCGGAAUUACAAAGGAUUAAUCAAGGAAGAAUGUUUCUUGCUCAAAAACAAGUUGAAAAUACCAACACUGGCAUAGGUAGAAGUGAAACUUUAAAUAUGGGCUAUGUGCCGAGAAAUUACACUGACCCUUCUGGCAAUUACUGCGAUCCAAGAAGCCAAACAAUAUCAUCUUCAUUUACGCCUGUUUCUACGGUCUACCAGCCAACGCACAAUACUAUCGAUAACUACCACUCUUCAACAAUGGAACAACAUUCAGAAUUAAACAAUACCUUGCCAGUUUCACAAAGUACAAGUCAAGUGAGCACUAAGGAUGAUAAUCAAGAAAGAGUCAAUCUUCGACAUCAACUGCUUCUUGAAGUACUCGCUCAAAUAAACGUGAAUAAAAACAAAUCCAAUGUCGCUAAGCGAAAGCUCAACUCUGGUGGCGGUGUCGCAUUCGACUGGGGGAAGAUGCCUAGGAUUGGUUCUGUACACUCGGUUCAGGGUAUUGUUGAAUCCUCCCCAGCGCUGGGCAACCAAAUCACUGCAACAUCGCAAUUGUCAUCGUCCAAUGAGAAAGAAAGUACUCGUAAAGAUCAGAGUUUAUCUAAAGAGCAAAUUCCCAUAACGAGCAAAAUGAAUAUAUCAGAACUUGCUCAACUCAUUCUUAACGGUACGUUUGACGGGCUACUGUCCGCUUCUUCUGCAGGAAAUACAAAUGAACAAAGGAUAGCAAACAAACGAAUUGAUUUUAACCGUACACUAGAACCAACUCAGGCUACAAGGGCUCCUAUUGCAAACUCUAGUCAGUUGAAUCGUUUAGGAUCCGGUGUGCAGUCUCAUUCUAUGGCGAAUAAUAUAGGCACAACGACGUCAAUACAACCGACCGUGAAUAACAGAUUAUUGGACGAGAUUGCUAGUAAGAUCAUAGUGUCAUACAAUCAACAAAACCAAGAAGGAAAUGUGCCGUUUGGUCAGACAACUUAUAACAACUCCAAUCAGUUAUCUUCGUAUAGUCAACGAACGGGCACCAAUAAUAAUGCUUACGAAAGAAGUGUUGCCACAUCUCACUCGAGUUACAUGAAUAACGUGCAUAGAGGCAGUCAUGGCUACGCCAAUAGUGUCAGUCAAGGUUAUAUCACUGCAAUUAAUCAAUCUCCGCGCGCAGUGACCAGCGUCAAUCAAACUUCCGCGCGCUUUGUCAGUCAAGGUCAUGCAGCCUCUUUCAGAAGUCAACCAGUCCACCAAGGUAUACAAGCGGGAACUGCAUAUCAACGUCCUAUGAGUACUUUAAAUCAGACUCCUGUCAAUCAAAGUCACGUGGUAAUCAAUCAGGCUGCUUUCACCGCCCAUCGUGGCUCUGUGGCAACUGGCAAUCAGACUCCCUUGGGAACAAAUCAACAUCUAAAUGCUAUCAAUUAUGGUCGGGGAAGCGCUACUUUAGAUCGUGCUGCAAUGAAAAGAUUAAGAGAUGCUAACAUCGAGCGUUUCCAGCGAGAGCUAUUGAGAGUGAGAGAAACUGGACAAUCCUAUACGCAACAAUCAACAAGUAUCUCAUCUAGAUACCACAACGGCCAAGCAAGGACCGCUCGUGUAUUCCCGAUUAUGUCCUGUAUCCUGUCCCAAGAAACAGCAACACCUGAACCCGUAAAAAGUACAAACCCCAUUAACAACAAGAACUUGCUGGAAGCUCCGCAUGACUCGAUGGCGUGUACAGAUUGUUUACUGCUAGGGACCUGCCCAAUCAAGAAGUCAAAUGAAGCUAACAAAGCCAAGGAAUCGGCUAAAGAUGACGAAGACGAUGUUGUAAUAACCAAAGUUACAACCAAGGAUGAUGAGAGAGGUCCAAUUGAGCGUAUUGACGUGGAUGAUUGGAUCGAGAAUGCUUCGUCUUUGCCAGAACGUAUUACAAUUAAGCAGGAGCCCGUGGAGGAAACCUCCUUCUUGACGAAAGACCAAAGUGAGGUCAACACCGCUAAACAAACAGGAAGGCCUUGUACUCAACAGCAGACCUUCCAAGAAAUUGAACUCUCACCAAUUGACGAAACGCCGAUGUUUACAUUUCCUGUUAUGCCUCUGCCUGAACGUCUCGGUGAAGCGGGUAACAAUUCGAUAGACGAAAAUAAAUGUAAAGAUGACGCUCUUGAGAAUGAAAAAGGUAACGAAGUAGGCGUUGAACAUGUUAUCACCGCGCGAGAGGAGGGACAAUCUUUGAUUGAAGAAGAAACAACGAGGUCAGGCGGUAGUGGACCAUCUCCAGUAGAAUGUAAUGGCAACGAAACUUCAUCAUUGGAAAACGCAAUGAUCAGUGAACAUUCUCUUCAGGAAACUGCGGAUAGAAAGGAGGAAACUGAAACGCAGAUAAACGGACAUGUUCUUCGCUCGUAUGAUGACAUUUUACACGAAAUUUUGACUACACACGACAAAAUCACCCUAACCGACUUAGAAAGAAAGCUUGAAGAAAAUGGAAACAAGCUUAAAACCCAAACGGUUUCUUGGAUAAGAAAGAACAUGUUAAAAGCGCGUUUGUCCAUUUUGAAAAAGAUAGAGCGGAUUCGAAACAAGUACGAACAAGGGGUAAAAACUCGAAUGGAGAAACAGACCGCAAUUGUCGAGAGAAAAACAGUUGUGGAGGCCGAAAAGGAGGGAAAAAAUCGAACGAAUGAACAUACCGCAAUUACCGAGAGAAAAAUGGUUGUGGAAGAAGAAAAGGGCCUGGUGACCGAGAGUAAUGGUCAGGACCAACAUUUAAGUGAUAACGUACAAGGCGCGAAAUCGGCAAUGACUUGUGAACCGACUGAAUUAAAAAGUGAGCUACAAGUGUACGAGGAAGGAGAUCAAGACAAUGGAAAUCAAGAUGCAAACGUCAAGGACGAGCCAAUGACUCUGGAAGAGGCCAUUAAGAGCUUGGAUGACAUCCCACUUCCGAAUGAAGAAAAGGAAGCAAUAAAGAAACCAAGUUACAGCGCUAGCGAUGUGACCGAUUGCAGCAGUGAAAAUAACGAGAUUUUAAACAGUAACAUCCUUUCUGAGCACAGUAACAACGAAAGUAAAGAAAAUGAUGGAAUCGUCAGCGAAAUUAGCGAUAAAAAAUCAAACGAAGACAGCAACAAAGACAAUAAUGUCAAAAGUGUCACAAUGACAGAAGACAGCUUUCGUAACAUGGAUGACAUUGUAGGAAUUGGCUUUAUCUUUGUAGACCAGGGUAAGGUAGAAGAUACUGAAUCAAAGCGUGAAUAUCGUAAUGAUUCAUCACCUGGAAACCCCAAUGCCGUAUUGUCUCCUAUUUAUGAGCGUAAAGCUGUAUCAACAGACAAUGAGCAAACAGUAAACGGACAUGUUGGGAGUGAAUCAGAUGACGAAAAUGCACAAAUGCAACACAAGGAGAAAUAUGAACAGAAAAUUGGGAAACGCAAAAGCCUCCAUGAGAGCGAAUGUGAAAUUAAGAGAAAGAAAGAAAAAACAGAUGAGACAAGCUCGCGUAAUAUAUGGGAAAGAUUGAACUCAAAGUAUUCGUUUUCUUAGAAUAUACGUACAUAUCGAAUUCAUGGCCUUUAUUACGUGAAAUUGUAAUCGACGAAUAUUUUUAGAAAAAAAAAUUAAUAACUAUUCUUGUAUGGGAAAGGAAAUAAAAAUAUAUUUACA